Molecule: messenger RNA, 1560 nt
Organism: Triplophysa rosa
Lineage: Eukaryota; Metazoa; Chordata; Actinopteri; Cypriniformes; Nemacheilidae
Exons: 4
Coding region: 72-761 (229 amino acids)
Source: RefSeq, a predicted model, not a curated record
CUGUGACGUCACGUCACAAUGAACUUUCAUUUUAAUUUUUUUUAUGGGGAUGAAAAAACUACGUAGUGAGAAUGGGUUGUUGUUUUUCCUCUCGCAGUGAAGACGAAGAGAGAGAACCUUUGCUUCAGUCCAAAAACCAAAAUCAACCAGAAUCUGCAAGAAGUCGUCCAACUGCUAAUGACACAAGGCAGAAGACAGGCAGCUUUACUGCCCGGCAUGUUGAUGUUCCCGACCUUGACCUGCGAUUCAAGGACGUUGCCGAAACAUUUAACAAACAGCAGGAGAACUAUAAACAAAUGAAGGAAAUGCUCCGGUGCAUCUCGCAUCGCUACCAGUUAUCCACUAAUGACAGUUUGUCACAAUGCCUGAAGAAAAUGAAAGAGGAACAUGAUCAACCAUAUAUCAGUCUGGAGGUUAAAGGAUAUGACUUCACUCUGGUGGUGAGGUCAGAGGCUGAAAUUCCAGACAGACUGAAGCGGACGCAGGAGGACAUCACAGAGCUGAGCAAAGCUGCCAAGGGUGUCAUGUCUGUGGGCACUAAACUCCAAGAAAUGAUUGAUUCGCUUCUGCAGGCUGAAGAAGGCAUCACCAGACAGGUCGAAGAAGCUCAAUCCAGUCACCAGGAACGGAAAAGGCUGGUAGACAACCUGAAGGAAAACCUCAGAGAGGCAAAAAGAGCUAAAGAACUGAGUCCAAAGUACAGGAACGAGGCUGGAGAUCUUCUAAAGGAGGUGGCUCAGUUGUCUGGUAUCACCCCAUGAAAUAAGACACUGUAUUCCAGAGAUUGAUAUUUGAAUCUACUUUGUGGUCUUAUGGUACAACAGAGUACAGUAAAGUAAUUUUUCAUUUCCAGGUAGAGAAAUUGCAGUGUUGAAAUGAGCAAAUUUUGUAAAUACUGUAUGUAGUUGGAUCUGUCAGGACGCUCAGAUAAACAGAGCAAUGUUUUUAAAGCACCACAGAGACAUUUAGACUUUUGGGAGGAAUCAACCCGUGAAUUUUAUCCAUAGUAUUUUAACAUUAUCAUUUAUGGGAUAUCUUCUCAUUAGAACUUCUACUAAACAAUAAAAUAGAACAUACUUUCCUAAGAAACUGAUGUGAAGCAGAAUUAUGUAAAUAAACAACUACACAACUAUUGUAUUUGACCUUUUGAUUUUUCUGAAAUACUGUUGUGUGAUUGAUAUCAAAGUGUAUUAACUGCUGCUUUGCUACUAAAAGCACUUAUGUAUUAGAAUUGGCACAUUAGUGGCUCUUUGCUGGCUGAAUAUGAGUAGCCUAUAUGAAUACUGACAUAUGACACACAUUAGAUCAAUUAAAUUGAUUUUACAGUAAAGAGAGUAGUUGACAAUUAAUGAUAUUUAGAUUAUAGAGCAUGCUUCAAAAUGUAUAAUAGACAGCUUAGAAAAUGUAUUUAGGAUAUGUACCAAUGGUAAUAUUGUUUUAUUUUUAUACAUCCUUGCUGAAAGAACAAUACAAUUUUAAUUGGUUUUCAUUCCAGAUACCAUUAUGACCCAUCAAGUGUUUGCCAUUAAAGCCAUUACAAAAUUCCUUUAUGAAGUGUGU